This is a messenger RNA of Tachyglossus aculeatus (Australian echidna), 1039 nucleotides long. RefSeq names its product VHL binding protein 1 (gene VBP1). Gene Ontology annotation, molecular function: tubulin binding. The transcript has 6 exons. Gene Ontology annotation, cellular component: prefoldin complex; cytoplasm. Gene Ontology annotation, biological process: microtubule-based process; tubulin complex assembly; protein folding. The coding region runs from base 140 to 622 and encodes 160 amino acids. Lineage: Eukaryota; Metazoa; Chordata; Mammalia; Monotremata; Tachyglossidae. The record is from RefSeq and is a predicted model, not a curated record.
CAGCGGGGACGACGGAGGAGGCGGUGGCUGUGGCGGCGGCGUCGGUGCGGUGCCCGCCCAGGGCGCGGGGGCCGGGAACGGGCGGAGGGGUCACCUGGGCAUCCCCGAGGCCAUCUUUGUGGAAGACGUGGAUGCCUUUAUGAAGAAGCCUGGGAACGAGACGGCCGACGUGGUCCUCAAGAAGUUGGAUGAGCAGUAUCAGAAGUAUAAGUUUAUGGAACUAAACCUCGCUCAGAAGAAAAGAAGGCUAAAGAGCCAGAUCCCCGAAAUCAAACAGACGUUAGAAAUUUUAAAAUAUAUGCAGAAGAAAAAGGAAUCGGCGGAUGCGUUGGAGACCAGGUUCCUGCUGGCAGACAACCUCUACUGCAAAGCUUCGGUUCCUCCGACGGAUAAAGUGUGCCUGUGGCUGGGGGCGAACGUGAUGCUCGAAUACGACAUCGACGAAGCUCAGGCGCUGCUCGAAAAGAAUCUCUCGACGGCCACGAGGAACCUCGACUCUUUAGAAGAAGACCUAGACUUUCUUCGGGAUCAGUUCACCACCACAGAAGUCAAUAUGGCUCGGGUGUACAAUUGGGAUGUAAAGAGAAGAAAUAAAGACGAUCCCACCAAAAGCAGAGCGUAGUGCUGACAAUUUUAAUGGGGCUCAGAUUUCCAGACCUUUUUUUUUUUUUUUUUUUGUAUCCUGAAUGGACCGAACGAACUCUGAAUCUUCCCAACCACCACCUCGAAUUCGAUCGGAAGGCAAGGGCCAGCCACGUUUUAUUUAUUUAUAGAGAUGAGAUUUGGUUUUUGUGCAUGUUUCAUGAAAUUAAGAGUUAUUGAAAACAGAUCCACACGGCCUCACCGAGGACCUGGAAAUAACGGACCCGUAUGGAGCCUCCCCGGAGUGAAGGACACACACCCUUUCUGCAAACCCAAGAGUGAUGCCGUGUUGCAGCAUCUGCCGUUGCUAGACCCAUGAGCUGAUCUGCCUUAUGUAAAGACGGUUUUUAAAAAUCCCAUUGUCGUGUGCUUGACAUAAAGUGGUUUGUGUGUCUGA